UUUAAAACACUCUGAUUCAUCUUCAUUGUUCAUAUCAUAUCAUCAAAUGCCAAUCUCACUAGUCCUCUGUUUCCUCAUCUCCCUCUCCUUCACUGAUGGGACUCAACUCAUCAUAGUGAACAACUGCAAGGAGAGCAUAUGGCCCGGGAUCCUGGGCACUGCCGGCCACCUGACUCCUCAAGACGGCGGCUUCCAUCUCCCCAGCGGCCAGCAACUCCUCCUUGACGUCCCUGAGAACUGGUCCGGAAGAAUUUGGGGGCGGCAAGGCUGCUGCUUUGAUCCAAGCACUGGCAAGGGCUCGUGCCUAACCGGUAGUUGCGCUGGGCUCCUACAAUGUAGGGGACUCGGUGGAGUCCCCCCUGCCACACUCGUCGAAAUGACACUCGGAACUCCUAAAUCCGCCUUGCAUUUCUACGAUGUGAGCUUGGUUGAUGGUUUCAACGUUCCCAUUUCCAUGGUGCCGAUUGGUGGUGGUGUUGGAUGUGGUGUUGCUGCUUGUGAGACUGACUUGAAUGUAUGCUGUCCCCUUGCCUUGGUGGUCAAGAAACAAGGUCGGGUUGUGGGUUGUAAGAGUGCUUGUUUGGCUGCAAAGACAGAUAGGUAUUGCUGUACUGGGGAGUUUGCAGAUCCAGAGAGUUGUAAGCCUAGUGUUUUUGGGCAUCUUUUUAAGGCUAUUUGUCCCAAGGCUUAUAGUUAUGCCUUUGAUGAUUCUACAGGGCUCAAGACCUGUGUGGCUCCUAGGUAUGUCAUCACAUUUUGUCCCCCUAACUUGGGAUGAUAUUUUAGCAGAGGAAACUUCUGGAAUUUUUGUCGCUAAUUGUCAAUGUUAUGCAACAUUUGGUUCUUUGUUUUCUUUAAUUUAUUUCCUAGUAUUGGAAAUUUGGAAGAGCAGCAUUCAAACUGGAGCCAGACAGAUG
This is a messenger RNA of Rosa chinensis, 917 nucleotides long. RefSeq names its product thaumatin-like protein. Bases 47 to 778 code for a protein of 243 amino acids. Gene Ontology annotation, biological process: defense response. Gene Ontology annotation, cellular component: extracellular region. NCBI's taxonomy places the organism in Eukaryota, Viridiplantae, Streptophyta, Magnoliopsida, Rosales, Rosaceae. The record is from RefSeq and is a predicted model, not a curated record. The transcript is spliced from 2 exons.